AUGCAAUCCCCGCGGGGCGUGGCCACACUGGGAGUGGGCGUGGCAUCGCCGACACCGCCCAAUGCGCCGAGGCGGCGGCGCCGCCAUUUUGUGCUGAAGCUGCCUCAGGAUGGAGUCGAAACCCGAACCGGAGCUGCCCGCCGCCCGCCGAGCCUUCAGACUCACCGCCCCGCCACGGAGCGCCGCUCCACGCACCCCUCCGCACCGCUGGCAGCGCUGAACGGCCUCAUGGAGCACAGCGGACGCGAACGCGCCGGCCCCGGCUUGGGAUGGGCCCGACUGGGCCUGGCCGGGGCCUGGCCGAAGCUGGCGGCGCCCAGCGCGGCGCCCGCCGGCGGCUCGUCCCAGGCGAGCCCGCCCUUCUCGUGGCUGCGCGUGGUGUCGCAGCUGCUGUCGCCGCUACCCGCCCUCCUGCAGCGGCUGCUGCCCGGCGCCGCGCUCAGCUCCGCGCUGUGCCCCGCCAAGGCAUCGCCGCCGCUGGUGCUGCUGCCCAAGGCGGACGCCUCGCUGGACUGGACCGAGGAGAAACUCCCGGAGAAGCGGCCGGAGCCGCCGGCGGGGCUGUGGGGAGCAGGGCUGGUGAGGAACAGCCUGGGAGCCCUUCCCAUGGAUUGGUACGUGCUGGGCUUGGAGCAGGGCAAGAGCCACCUGCCGCAGCCCCUGCGAGCCGAGGGCUUGCCCGAGGUUGAAUUCCUGCGCAGCAAGCGCCUGGCGUUCCUCCAGCGCUGGCAUCUGCCCGUGCCCGACCCCGACCACGGCUACCACAGCCUGGAGGAGGAGCAGCAGCAGCAGACCAGGGGUGUCUGCCUGGAAAUCGGGGAGCAGCGCGGUAAUAACGGGGAUUUAGAGCAGCCGGCGGAUGCGGGGAUUCAGCCCGGAGGUGUCCCCGAGGAGCAGGAGGGGCUCCGGGGUGCGGCUGAGGAUGGGGAAGCCUUGGCUGAAGAGGAACGCGAGGACUCGGAAACGGAGCAAGACUUCCCAAUAUCCACCAGACCUGUCUGUGCGAAUAAAUUAAUCGAUUAUAUCAUCGGGGGAGUAUCCAGCGGCGAGGAGAGUGAGGGUGAGGAAGACUGGGAUGAUGGUGAUGAUGAUGAAGAUGAUGAUGACGGGUUUGACAGCGAAGAGCUGCCCUCCGACUCGGACGCCGGCAGCCAGGACGGGGAGAGGCUUCAUCUGUGGAACUCCUUCUACAGCUUGGAUCCCUACAACCCUCAGAACUUCACGGCCACCAUCCAAACGUCUUCCAGCGAGCCGGGAAAGGGAAUGUCGGACAUGGAGGAGGAGGAGGAGGAGGAGGAGGAGGAAGACUCAUGGGCAGAGUCCUCUGAGGGCUCGCCUAGUUCCGAUGAGGACGAGUGGGACUGCGAGAGCGUGGAUGAGGCGGAGAGCUUGAAACUUUGGAACUCGUUCUGUAGCUCGGACGAUCCCUAUAACCCUUUAAACUUUACUGCAGCCUUUCAGCCAGCGGAGAAAAAAGGGACGCCGGGUUUGCAAGGGGCAGAGAGGGCGAGUUGUGCCCCCUCGGAGCAUUUCGACGUGUGCAGGGUACAGCUGGAAAAACACAACUGCGGCAGCGCUGAGCUGGGGCAGAGCAGCGACAAAACUGCGAGCUCCAAGCGGAAAAAGGUGACAUUCCACGAGGAGGUGACCGAGUACUACAUCAGCAGCGAGGAGGAUCGCAGGGGGCCCUGGGAGGAGCUGGCUCGCGACGGCUGCAGGUUCCAAAAACGCAUCCAGGAGACCGAGGCGGCCAUCGGCUUCUGCCUGAGCCCCCAGCACCGGCUGCGGGUGCUGCAGAGGCUCCAGGAACCCCAACCCCACAGGACCGACCCCUUCUAG
Messenger RNA from Melozone crissalis (California towhee), 1839 nucleotides. It is a transcript of the gene PPP1R15B, whose product is annotated as protein phosphatase 1 regulatory subunit 15B. Lineage: Eukaryota; Metazoa; Chordata; Aves; Passeriformes; Passerellidae. Gene Ontology annotation, biological process: response to endoplasmic reticulum stress. Gene Ontology annotation, cellular component: endoplasmic reticulum; protein phosphatase type 1 complex. The transcript is spliced from 3 exons. The record is from RefSeq and is a predicted model, not a curated record. The coding region runs from base 1 to 1839 and encodes 612 amino acids. Gene Ontology annotation, molecular function: protein phosphatase regulator activity.